Molecule: messenger RNA, 1589 nt
Organism: Abrus precatorius (Indian licorice)
Lineage: Eukaryota; Viridiplantae; Streptophyta; Magnoliopsida; Fabales; Fabaceae
Product: beta-glucosidase 46-like
Exons: 12
Coding region: 6-1589 (527 amino acids)
Biological process (GO): carbohydrate metabolic process
Molecular function (GO): beta-glucosidase activity
Source: RefSeq, a predicted model, not a curated record
UAGCAAUGGAGCCUUCUUUCGCAUCAUUGCUGAAAACUGUGUUUGAGGUGAUAUUAUUGCUUCCUCUGUUUGCAGCUCUCUCAAUCUCGAAUGACUCUGAUUUGGAUCUAUCUCCACUUCCCAACAAUUUCCUCUUCGGCACUGCUUCUUCUUCUUACCAGUAUGAAGGUGCUUAUAAGAGUUACGGCAAAGGGCUAAGCAACUGGGAUUACUUCACUCACGGACCCGGUAGAAGUAGAAUAAUCGAUGGAAGCAACGGGGAUAUUGCGAAUGAUCAUUAUCAUCGCUACCUGGAGGAUAUAGAUCUAAUGGAAGGUUUGGAAGUAAACAGCUACCGGCUCUCCAUAUCAUGGGCAAGAAUUCUACCAAAGGGUAGAUUUGGAGAGGUCAACCAUGCUGGUAUCGACUUCUAUAACAGACUAAUUGACACUCUACUACUCAAAGGGAUCCAACCCUUUGUGACUCUUAGUCACUAUGACAUUCCUCAAGAACUGGAGGACAGAUAUGGGAGUUUGCUGAGUCCUCAGUUACAGGAAGAUUUUGCUUUUUAUGCGGACAUCUGUUUCAAAACCUUUGGUGAUAGAGUCAAGUAUUGGGUCACAUUCAACGAGCCGAAUAUCCUAGCGCCAUUUGGUUACCGUUCAGGUUUAUUUCCUCCAUGCCGUUGCUCUGGAUCAUUGGCAAUGUUAAAAUGCACAGAAGGGGAUUCAGAAAAGGAGCCCUUUAUAGCAGCCCAUAACAUUAUCCUGUCCCAUGCAGCUGCAGUUGAUGUCUACAGAACCAAAUACCAGACUGAGCAAAAAGGAAAAAUUGGUAUAGUCCUUCAACAUGAAUGGUACGAACCAAAGAGCAAUUCUACAGCUGAUAGAUUGGCUACUGAAAGAGCCAGAUCGUUCGCCUUCAAUUGGUUCUUGGACCCCAUCAUAUUUGGAAAGUACCCCGUAGAGAUGGAGAACGUUCUUGGAAGCCUCUUACCAAAAUUUUCCAAAAACGAAAAAGAGAAACUGAAGAAGGGAUUGGAUUUCAUUGGCAUCAAUUACUACACUGCUUUCUAUGUCCAAGAUUGCAUAUACUCAGCGUGUAAGGCAGGAUUUGGGACAUCCAGAACAGAGGGUUCAUACAUGAAAAGUGGAGAAAAGAAAGGUGUCCCAAUCGGUGAACCUAGUCCAUUUAGUUGGUUUAAUAUUUACCCAGAAGGCAUGGAGAAAACUGUUACCUAUGUGAAAGAUAGAUACAACAAUACUCCUAUGUUCAUUACUGAAAAUGGGUAUCCCGAAGAAGAUGAUCCAAAUUUCGAACAUCUUAAAGAUUUUAAAAGAAUAGAGUACAUGCUGGAUCACAUAGAGGCCCUGUUAGCAGCAAUAAGAAAAGGAGCAGAUGUGAGGGGAUACUUCGCCUGGACCUUGCUUGACAGCUUUGAGUGGAUAUAUGGAUAUACUGUAAGGUAUGGAUUCCACCAUGUGGACUAUGCCACGUUGAAGAGAACUCCAAAAUUGUCAGCAAGUUGGUACAAGCAAUUCCUUGCUAAGUAUAAGGAAACGAUUUUAUCAGGAAGGAUAGAGCAAGAAAAACUGGUUCAAAACACUUGA